Messenger RNA from Styela clava, 1806 nucleotides. Lineage: Eukaryota; Metazoa; Chordata; Ascidiacea; Stolidobranchia; Styelidae. The record is from RefSeq and is a predicted model, not a curated record.
AUGUCGCAAACAAACAAGCAGGCAAAGAAAUUUAAUUGCUACCUCAAACUGCCGGAAAAAAGAUUGAUUGCAAGCUACAAAGUGGCUCACCUGUUGGCUAAACGUAAAAAAGCACACACAGACGCAGAAUCAGUUAUUGCACCAGCAUUAGCCAUUGUUGUUGAGGAACGAAUACAACCAAGCGGGGCUCAAUAUCGUCGCAAGAAAAGACGCAGGGAAGCAGAAUAUAAUGUCCUGAGAAGCUCUUUAGAUGCGUGGGUGAAAAAGCAACACGUGGCAAAAAAUCAAUUGGGUGAUGAAAAUCAUGAGUCCGUUACUGUCGUCCAAGAUGAUGUCAGUAUUCCAGUUAACACACAUCUUGACAUUGUUCGUGACAAUCAGUCGCACAAUUCGAUUCCGGAUGACGCUGAUGAUUUUGAUGAGGUGAGUGCUAAUUCUGAGGCGAGUGCUGUCAUUUUGAACGAUGACGCUGAAGGUAACAAUAACGAUGGAAAUUUUAUCGAAUUAUUUCGUGACCACGACCUUUGGCGUUUAAGGAAACCGAUAUCUACACAUUUAGUGAAAUUCUUAGUUCAGCAAGAACCAGAAAAAUUUGAACACAAAGAAGGAACACAAAGUGGAAAAACACAAAGAGAAGGAAGAUCUCUCUCUAAGCAUUGGUUCGAAACUUUGUCAAGUAAUAGAAAGUGUUUGCAGAGAAAAUGGCUGAUAUAUUCGUCAUGCAAACAGGCAUCCUUUUGCUUUGUCUGUUUUUUAUUUUCAAAAUGUGAAUCAAGUUUUUGUAACGAAAAAGGAUUUCGCAGCUGGAGAAAAUUGAAUCCUCGAAUUUAUAAGCAUGAAAAAAGUCCGGGUCACAGAAAUGCAAAGCGUGAAUAUUUGGAUUUUGGAGCACGACUUGAAAAAUUACGUGUAAUUGAUUAUGAACUUCAAAGGCAUAUUUCAAGUGAAAAAAAGAAAUGGCGACUUGAUGUUGAACGAAUUGUCAAUGUUGUUUUCCUUCUGUCAAGACAGAAUAUUGCGUUUCGAAGACACAGAGAUGAAGGAGUUUCAAAGUUGGUUAAAAAUAAUGCUUACGAAAACAAUUCUGGAAACUUUUUGGAAAUAAUCGGACUAUUGGCAGAUUAUGACGUUGUUUUGUUUGAACAUUUACAGAAUGCGAGGAAAAACCCCAACAAAGUCAACUAUCUUUCGAAUAAAAGUCAAAAUGAAAUAAUCAAUCUUAUUGCCGGUAUAAUUAAGAAGAAGAAUAUUUCUGAAGUAAAGAAAGCCAAAUACUACACUGUGAUGUUAGAUUCUACUCCAGAUAUAUCACGUGAGGAUGAAAUUGCCGAGAUCUUGAGAUACUUCCACAUCAGUGAGAAUAAGGAUGUCGAAAUUAAAGAGGUUUUUCUUGGGGUUUUUCAAGUUUCUGAGAAAAACGCGGCAAGCUCAGUGGAAACGGUGAUUGAGAAAUUGAAUGAUGAUGGAAUUGACAUAAAUGAUUGUCGAGGACAAGCAUACAAUAACGCGGCUGUUAUGAGUGGUGUACGAACUGGAGUACAAAAACGAAUUUUGGAAAUCAAUCCACAGGCCCAAAUAGAAGACUUGUCUUCAGAUAUUAAAGAUCAAGUUCGCGAACACUUCGUUGCGAAAGAGGAUGAACUGUCUGUAUUAUGGGCUUUGCAAGUUGACGAAUCUACUGACAGAACUGGAAAAGCCCAUCUUCUUGCUUUUAUUCGGUUUAUAAAGGAUGUGAAAUUGGUAAAUGAAUGCUCGCUCGUUUUGCAAAGAAUUGAAAGAUACAACCAGAGGAGAAGAUAUAUUUAA